Molecule: messenger RNA, 496 nt
Organism: Leptinotarsa decemlineata (Colorado potato beetle)
Lineage: Eukaryota; Metazoa; Arthropoda; Insecta; Coleoptera; Chrysomelidae
Product: endocuticle structural glycoprotein SgAbd-2
Cellular component (GO): chitin-based extracellular matrix
Molecular function (GO): structural constituent of chitin-based larval cuticle
Source: RefSeq, a predicted model, not a curated record
AACCAGGUUUUGAAUUUAUUACAGUUCGUCGUAUUGGCUUUGGUGGCAGUAGCCUAUGGUGCUUCUGUUCCAGCGAAGGAAGGAUCCUUCAUACCCAUAGUCAAACAAGAUUCUGAGGUUAAUUUCGAUGGCAGCUACCAUUCAUCUUUCGAAACGGGCAACGGUAUUGUCGCUGAAGAACAUGGAGUUUUGAAAAAUGCCGGAGUCGACAAACUUGAAGCCGAAGAAGUAGUUGGAUUUGUUUCCUACACAGCCCCUGACGGAACUCCAAUCUCACUUAAAUAUAUCGCUAAUGAAAACGGAUUCUCAGCUGAAGGUUCCCACCUUCCACAGCCUCCAGUUGACACGAAUACCCCACCAGCAAUCCCAGCUGCAAUUCUCCGUUCUUUGGAAUGGAAUGCUGCACAUGCUGAAGAAGAAAAACCCAGACUGGCCUAAAAAUUCCAACUAUAACCGACUGAAUGUUUGAAAAUAAAAUACAGAGUUUUAUUAUCGA